Molecule: messenger RNA, 572 nt
Organism: Trachymyrmex septentrionalis
Lineage: Eukaryota; Metazoa; Arthropoda; Insecta; Hymenoptera; Formicidae
Exons: 2
Coding region: 14-553 (179 amino acids)
Source: RefSeq, a predicted model, not a curated record
UAAAUCUUUCCAGAUGGAUUCUUUGGAGCAAUUUUCACAAGAAGAUGAACAGUUCAUAGGACCGAUAAUUAAGAACAAGAAUGUGAACGUGAAUAUCAACGCUCAGGAAUUGGCUCAAGAAUUGUGGAAGAUAAUAGAGUCUCGUUUAAACAACAGCACUAGUCAUAUCACCAGUUCAAAAAGUAUUAAGAAGGAUCUCAAGGAUGCUUUAAUAUCUCUAAUGUCAGAUAAGAGAAGAAGCAGAACAUUCUCGCCCAUCUUCCAAGUGGCAAUUCAACUCGAUAAGAUAACCCAAAAGGCAAUCAUCAGAGAUUUUCCGAGCAUAAAUAAGUUAGAUGAAGAGAUCAUGGCGAGAGACAUCUUGGCAGAUAUGAUGGCCUCCCUGAAGAUGAUUCUAUCGAAACAGAUUCCGAAGACCAAUCAGAAGGAUAGUCACAAUAGAAGGAUGAUACAACGUUCUGGUAAGAUAAUAAUGUUAGACGAGGAUGAGCAAAAUUACGUAAAUGUCAGAAUGAAAAUUCACAGAAAUGACAUUCUCAAUGCUCUCCGUUAAUUCGACAUUACAUUUUAAC